AUAGUGUUUCUAUGCCUGUCGAAGAGCUAUUGUUUUAAAAAUUGUGACCAGUUUUAUUUCUAACGAUAUGUGAUGUACAUUUGAUACACAGAAUUCUGAUGGCCACUUUAAGCUUGGAGAUACUAAUUUUGUGUUAACUGUUUUCAAGAUAUUUAAGUUCUUUUAUUUUUUAAUUUUACAGUCCCAUCUCUAAAAUUGAUGCUACUGCAAGGCGGCACUGGAGCGCUGCUGUUUUCUGAAUCCUUGCAGAGAGUGAAGGAAUUUCCUCAAUUGCAUCAUAUGCACACGCUAACCUGUGUUAACGAUCCUUAGAAAAAUUCCCGGCACAAUUUAUUUAUUUAUUGUCAUUGAUAUUAUUCUGUCUGCGGGGAAGACCUUAUCGUUUCCUAAUAAUGGCAGCAUUCGAGGAAAUGGGUGUUCUGACUGAAAUUGCAACGGCAGUUGACGAAAUGGAAUGGACAUUGCCAACAGACGUGCAAGCCGAAGCGAUACCUUUGAUUCUGGGUGGUGGCGACGUGUUAAUGGCUGCAGAAACUGGUAGUGGAAAGACUGGUGCCUUUUGUUUACCUGUUUUACAAAUAGUAUGGGAAACUCUGAAAGACUUUGAAUCUGGGAAAGCAACUGCUUCGUCGACAUCACACUCGCAACCUUCAAAACAUUGGUCUCUAAGUUUAUUCGAUAGAGGCACAGCAUUGGCUGUAACUCCAGAUGGUCUAAGAUGUCAAAGCCGAGAACAAAAGGAAUGGCAUGGUUGUCGGGCCAAUAAAGGAGUUCAGGGGAAUAAGAAGUUCUUUUUUGAAGCUACGGUAACCGACGAAGGUUUGUGCCGUGUUGGCUGGUCUACGUCUCAGGCUACCUUGGAUUUAGGUACAGACAAGAAUGGCUUUGGUUUCGGUGGGACUGGUAAGAAAUCCAAUGCAAAACAGUUUAGUGAUUAUGGCGAGGCUUUUGGCAUGCACGAUGUGAUUGGAUGUUACCUAGAUUUAUUAAAGGGUGAAAUCAGUUACGCAAAGAACGGCGUAAAUCUAGGUACAGCGUUCAUUUUAAACGCGCAACAAAAGUCCCAGACAUUUUACCCAGCCGUUGUAUUAAAGAACGCGGAAAUGUCGUUUAAUUUUGGAGCACAGCCAUUCAAACAUCCACCUCCUGGUGAUUACAUAGCUCUUGCUUCUGCGGUCAAAGAAUUUAUAAAAGAAAACCCAAUGAACAACAGCAGUGCUAGAAGCAAGGAUGAUGGUAAACCAAAGUGUAAUGCUCCUCAAGCCAUAAUCAUAGAGCCGUCUAGAGAACUUGCUGAACAAACCUUUAAUCAAAUUCAAAAAUUCAAGAAACAUCUGAAAGAUCCUAUAAUCAAGGAAUUAUUAGUUAUUGGUGGAGUCAGCGUGAAAGAGCAGAUAUCUGUAUUGAAUUCUGGCGUGGAUAUAGUAGUUGGAACACCAGGGCGUCUAGAAGAUUUGAUACAAGGCGGCUACUUGUCGCUCACUCAUUGCAGGUUUUUCAUUCUGGAUGAAGCCGAUGGUUUGCUGAAGCAGGGUUACACCAGCCUAAUCGAUCGUCUACACAAGCAAAUGCCUAAAAUUACAUCCGAUGGGAAACGACUGCAGAUGAUAGUGUGUUCAGCCACGUUGCAUUCGUUCGAUGUAAAAAAUAUGGCUGGAAGAUUGAUGCAUUUCCCGACUUGGGUGGAUUUGAAGGGCGAGGAUGCGGUACCUGAGACGGUGCAUCACGUUGUGGUAAUAGUGGACCCACAAAAAGACACGUUCUGGCACAAUUUGAGACAACACAUACCAACUGAUGGUGUUCACGCUAGAGACAACAUAAGACCUGGUGGCAACACUCCAGAGACAUUAUCGGAGGCUGUGAAGAUAAUGAAGGGAGAGUAUUGCAUUCGUGCCAUCAAAGAACACAAUAUGGACAGAGCCAUAAUUUUCUGUAGAACCAAGAUAGACUGCGAUAACCUGGAACGAUACUUGAAGCAGACUGGUGGGAACCAAUUCUCCUGCGUGUGUCUUCAUGGCGAUAGGAAACCUCCGGAACGUAAAGCCAAUCUGGAGAAGUUCAAGAAACAGGAGGUGAAGUUCCUAAUUUGCACCGACGUCGCAGCCAGAGGACUGGAUAUAACGGGCUUACCUUUCAUGAUCAACAUGACCUUACCCGAUGAGAAAUCGAAUUACGUGCACCGUAUAGGAAGGGUUGGAAGGGCCGAAAGAAUGGGUCUGGCUAUUUCUCUGGUCAGCAAAGUUCCUGAGAAAGUAUGGUACCAUGGCGAGUGGUGUCCUACUCGAGGAAGAAAUUGUCAAAACACAUCUCUCACUGAUCAGAGCGGUUGUUGCGUCUGGUACAAUGAACAGACUUAUUUAGCUGAUAUCGAGGACCAUCUGAAUGUCACGAUCCAGCAGAUCGAUACUGACAUAAAGGUUCCCCUAAAUGCUUUCGACGGGAAGGUCAUGUAUGGUCAAAAGAGAGUCAACAUGGGAACAAAUUACCAGAAUCACGUUCAGCAAAUGGCUCCAUACGUGUCGCAAUUGUCAUCAUUGGAAUCGAAAUCGCAACUGCUGUACUUGAAGAGACACAUGGCUGCUGCAGCGAACUAAUACACACCACCGAUACAAGGUUGCUGUUUUCUACAUUAAGAUGUAUUUGCUAAUCAGUAAAUUGCCAAUAUAUUAUUCGGCAUAUGAAUAGGCUGGGCGUAUUUAUAAAUAUCGUGUACUUUCAAAUAUAAUAUAUAAGAGGUUCGUUACAAAUAAUAUAAAAUCAUGUUUCUAUGCCUGGUCCAAUCUAUCUUCCCGUUUCAUAGAAACAGAAAUCCGUCGAUUGCUGUGAUGCACCGUAAAAUAACAUUCUAGUUUAUGUAUAUAAGACAUACGGCAAGUGUUUAUGGUAUCAUUAUAAUCUUCAUAAUUGUACCAUCGCUAUUUCAGUUACACAAAUGUAUAAUACAGUGGCCUUGCAGUGUUUGGUUUUUUGUAA
Messenger RNA from Megalopta genalis, 2973 nucleotides. NCBI's taxonomy places the organism in Eukaryota, Metazoa, Arthropoda, Insecta, Hymenoptera, Halictidae. The record is from RefSeq and is a predicted model, not a curated record.